GAAGGUUACAUCUUUCAUAACUAUACCACAGUAACCAUAGAUAGCAAAGGGACAUCGGUGUUCAUCCAGACUGACAAGCCUGUCUAUAAACCCAAGCAGAAAGUGCUGAUAAACCUGUUUAUGGUCACUUCUGACCUGCGACCGAUCAAUGAGAAGAUUGAAGCCUACAUAGUCGAUCCUCGGGGGUCUCGGAUGAUAGAAUGGAGCAAUCUGAAGCCAUUUUGUUGUGGUAUUGUAAAUAUGAGUUUCCCUUUGUCUGAUCAGCCAGUAUUUGGCGAGUGGUUUAUCUUUGCUGAAAUGCAAGGGCAUGCAUACAACAAAUCCUUUGAAGUUCAGAAAUAUGUGUUACCAAAAUUUGAGCUGUUGAUUGACUCACCUCUCUAUAUCCGAGAUCUUGCGACUUGUGAAAAGGGAACUGUCCAUGCCAGAUACACGUUUGGGAAACCAGUGACAGGAAAGUUAACUGUCAACAUGACUAUAAAUGGAGUGGGGUACUACCGGCAUGAAGUGGGACACCCUGUCCUCAAAACUAUAGAGAUUGAUGGCUCUGCUGUUUUCGAUGUGUGUGUGAGAGACAUGAUGCCAGCUGAUGUCCCAGAGCAUUUCCGAGGCACGGUCAAUAUUUGGGCCACUGUGACCAGUUCUGAUGGGAGCAAGCAGGUCACGUUUGAUGACUCAACGCCUGUUCAGAAACAGCUGAUUGACAUCAAGUAUACUAAGGAUACUAGGAAGCAGUUCAAACCUGGCCUACCCUACAAAGGGAAGGUAGAAGUCACUUACCCUGACGGGAGCCCUGCUGACGGGGUCACAAUUCGAAUCAAAGCUGAGUUAACUCCAAAGGAUAACGUUUACACAAGUGAACUGGUAUCCAGAAGAGGCUUGGUGGAGUUUGAAAUCCCCUCUAUUCCUACAGCUGCCCAGUAUGUCUGGCUGGAGACCAAAGUGACAGCAAUUGAUGGGAAACCUGCAGGGGACCAAUAUCUGCCAAACUACUUGUCUAUCAGCAGCUGGUACUCACCUAGCAAGUGCCAUAUCCAGCUCCAAGCACCAGACAAGCCUUUCCAGGUGGGAGAGGAGGCCCAGAUCGCAGUGAAGUCAACGUGUCCAUGUAAUUUCACUCUACAUUACGAAGUUGCAUCGCGAGGUAAUAUUGUCCUUUCAGGGCUGCAGCCUGGUAACAUCACACAGCAAAGGAGCAAAAGAGCCACAUUCCCCUUUGAUAAGAACAUCCAUGUCACUCAUUUCCCAGGAACAGCACCUACCAACCCCCCUGCAACGGAGGUUGAAGUCUGCAUGACCUUCCUCCAUUUCAUGGUGGCUCACAGCAUGGCUCCUCUGGGCCGUCUCUUGGUGUAUUACGUCAGGGAGAAUGGAGAAGGGGUCACAGACAGUCUGCAAUUCACUGUCAAGUCCUCCUUUGAAAACCAGGUUUCAGUGGCACUUUCAGCAAAUGAGACAAGGCCUGGUGAUGUUGUGAACCUCAAAGUUAAAGCCGCGAAGGGAAGCUGUGUCUGCAUUGCCACGGUGGAUAAGAGCGUCUACCUUCUCAAGACAGGUUUUCAGCUGACGUCUGCCCAGGUUUUCCAGGAGCUGGCAGAGUAUGAUGUUUCUGAUGCCUUUGGGGCUCCCAAGGAAGAAGGGCAUUUCUGGUGGCCAGGCAUGUCCUCACGCAGACGCCGCCGCUCCUCUGUCUUUCCCUGGCACUGGGAUAUCACCAAAGAUGCCCGCUUUGCAUUUACAGAAACUGGUUUGGUUGUGAUGACUGAUUUAGUCAGUCUAAACCACAGACAGAAUGGAGGCAUGUAUACAGAUGAGGCCGUGCCAGCCUUUCAGCCUCACACUGGGACACUGGUAGCUACCAUGCAUUCUAAGAUUGUACCCAGAGCAGAGAAGAAAAAAAGAACAUUCUUCCCUGAAACAUGGAUUUGGCACUGCCUCAAUGUCAGUGAUGUAUCAGGAGAAGCACAGCUGCAUGUGGAAGUGCCUGACUCAAUCACUACAUGGAUAACAGAGGCUGUGGGUCUGUCUGAGAAGAAAGGGCUGGGACUUGCCAAACAAACAGAACUGAAGACAUUUAAACCUUUCUUCAUCGAUUUCACCCUGCCCUAUCAUGUCAUCCGUGGGGAGCAGACCAAAAUCCCACUGACUGUCUACAAUUACCUGGCUGUCUGCAUAGAGGUUCAUGUGAAGAUUUCAGUUCCAAAAGGUAUAAAGUUUGUUGGACAUCCUGGGAAACACCAUCUGACAAGAAAGAAGUGUGUGGCCCCUGGAAAGGCCAAACCCACCUCCAUAGUCUUAUCCUUCAGUGAGCUUGGACUAAGCAACAUCACAGCAAAAGCAUUUGCUUAUGGUGGAACAAACUGCUGCCAGGAUGGGAUGCAGAUCCUAAAGAAUGGCAAGCACUCAGAGGACAAUUACUUGGACAAAAGGACCCCAGUUGGGAUAGACUAUGUCCGUAGUAGUGUUAUUAUUGAGCCAGAGGGAUUAUCCAGAGAAUAUACCUACAGUGUGUUCUUCUGCCCCAAUGAGAAAAUUCACAUUUCUACACCUAACAAAUAUGAGUACCAGUAUAUGCAGAAGCCUGCCCGGAUGACUCAUUUUGACAUUGCAGUGAAAGCACACAAUGAUGCUCAUUUUGCCUUGUCCUCUGGCCCACAUGACAUGGCAGAGAUGACUGAGAUUGUCAUUGGUGGGCAUCAAAAUGCUAAAACAUGGAUUUCUACUAGUAAAAUGGGUGAGCCAGUUGUCAGCACAGACACAGCUGGCAUCCUCUCUUGGGAUGAAUUCAGGAGCUUCUGGAUCAGCUGGAAAAAUGGAAUUAUUCAGGUUGGCUAUGGUACUCAGAUGCUAAAUGAAUCCAUUAUUGUGGAGUGGGCCAUCCCCAAACAGCCCGAGGUGAAGUACAUUGGCUUCUCCACGGGCUGGGGCUCAAUGGGAGAGUUUAAAAUCUGGAGAAAAGAAGAGACUGAUGAAAAUCACAAUGAAGCAUUUACUCUUGGAGUUCCCCACAAUGUGAUCCCUGGAUCAGAAAGAGCUACUGCCUCAAUAAUAGGCGAUGUAAUGGGCCCUACGCUUAACAACUUGGACAAUCUUCUACGAUUACCAUUUGGAUGUGGAGAGCAGAACAUGAUCCAUUUUGCUCCCAAUGUCUUUGUCCUAAAAUAUCUCCAGAAAACCAAACAGCUCAGCCCUGAGGUGGAGAGCGAAGCCACAGAUUACCUGGUGCAAGGUUACCAACGCCAGUUGACCUACAAAAGACAAGAUGGUUCAUACAGUGCUUUUGGCGAGAGGGACUCCUCAGGAAGUAUGUGGCUAACAGCCUUUGUUCUCAAGUCCUUUGCGCAGUCUCGUGGGUUUAUUUUCAUCGAUCCCAAGGAAUUAACAGCUGCAAAGGACUGGAUCAUCCAGCACCAGAAGGAAGAUGGCUCGUUCCCUGCUAUGGGUAGAAUAUUAAAUAAGGAUAUCCAGGGUGGAAUCCAUGGCAAGAUCUCACUGACAGCAUAUGUGGUUGCAGCUCUGUUGGAGACGGGCAUCACCUUUGAGGAAGAAAAAGCAGCAGUUGCCAAAGCAAAACACUUCUUGGAGUCCAACUUGUAUUCUGCAGAAGACCCCUACACCACAGCCCUGACUGCAUAUGCCCUGACUCUUCUCCACAGUCCCUCUGCUGCAGUGAUGUUGCGGAAAAUGAACAGCAUGGCCAUUAUGCAAGAUGGCUUUACACACUGGAGCUUAAUGGGGACUCUGGUUACUGAUGAAGAUACAUUCAUGGGAUUUAACGAUGGGCUUUCUCAAUCAGUUGUAUCUGCAGAAGUGGAAAUGACAGCCUAUGCACUGCUGACAUACACGCUCCUGGGAGACGUGGCCUCUGCACUUCCAGUGGUUAAAUGGCUGUCGCAGCAAAGAAAUGCACUUGGAGGAUUCUCAUCCACUCAGGAUACUUGUGUAGCUCUGCAGGCUCUGGCUGAAUAUGCCAUUCUUUCUUAUGUUGGAGGAGUCAACCUUACCAUUUCCCUGGCUUCCACUAAUUUAGACUAUCAAGAGACUUUUGAGCUUAACAAGAUGAAUAAGAAGGUUCUCCAGACUGCAGUGAUCCCCAGCAUUCCCACUGGGCUGUUCGUAAGUGCCAAGGGCGAAGGCUGCUGUCUGCUGCAGAUUGAUGUCACUUACAAUGUGCCUGACCCUGUUGCUAAACCAGCUUUCCAGCUUCUGGUUAACCUGAAAGAGCCCAAAUCAGAAUGUCAUCGGCAAACUCAGCACCCCCUACGGCCCCUCUCUCCAGAUGAGAAUCGCUCAGAAGCCUCCCACAGAGAUCGGGCACUGGUGGAUGAUGAUGACCCAGCUUCUGAUCAAGAUCACCAGGAAUACAAAGUGAUCCUGGAGACGUGCACUAGGUGGCUGCAUUCGGGAUCGUCAAACAUGGCUGUCUUGGAGGUGCCCUUGUUCUCAGGUUUCCGAGCAGAUAUUGAGAGCCUGGAGCAGUUAUUAAUGAACAAGCAGACUGGAUUAAAAAGAUAUGAAGUUGAUGGAAGAAAAAUCCUUUUUUAUUUUGACGAGAUUCCUAGCCAAUGCAUGACCUGUGUAAAAUUUCAAGCCUUCAGAGAGUAUAUAGUUGGGAAAACUGCCCCUGUCCCCAUCAAAGUGUAUGAUUACUAUGAGCCAGCUUUUGAAGCGACUCGUUUCUACAAUGUGAGUGAAAACAGCCCACUGGCUCGGGAGCUCUGUGAUGGGCCAACGUGUAAUGAGGUGGAAAGCUCAGCCAGUCAUUGGGUUGGUUUUGUUCACUCUGGGCCAUGCAACAAUGUUUUUGGCUGUUUAGAAGAUGAGUAUUUUGAGCAGUGCAUGUGCUCCCGGGACUGUGGCUAUGAUGGGGAGCCAGUGUGUGGAUCAGAUGGGAUAAUUUAUCAGAACCAUUGCCAGAUGGAGGUAGCAUCCUGCAGGAAUAAUACAAGGAUAGAGCAGAUCCCUAUGUCUCAAUGUUCUGCCUCUAAGAAUUUGCCAGAAGAAAGAGAAACACAUUUCCAUGGAUUUGAGCCGCCUAGCAUUCAGCAAACUCCUGCAGAGGAAGGCCCUGCGCUCCAGUCAGACCUGUCCUACUACUCUUACGAGUACGACCCUUAUGCUUCUGAAGCUGACAUCUUUGAGGUUGCAGCAGAGCUGACAACAGCAAGCAGCACACUGAGAGAAGUGGACAAGAUUCAGGAAGUGGUGACUACAGUAGAAUGAAAUAAAUAAUUUAAAAUAAAAAGAAGAGGCUCAGAAUCAACUCCUGUACGAGUUUGUUCCUACAGAUGACCUGCUGCAGAACAGAAACCAAAUGACGACUACUUCCUGAUGCCCUCAGAAUUGUAGGCUUUGCCUCCUCAUGGGGGGCAGGAGCUCCAACGGGAUACGGUAGAUGGCUCUGCGCUGGAUCACUUCCGACGUUCCUCCCAAGCAAUCAUCCAAUCGGAAUUUCUCCUGAUCCUCUUGAGACAUCCGAGACAGCUUUUUCUGAACACUCUCCAACACGCGUAUUGUGGCCAGAUUGGUUUCCAAGACAACAUCCAACUGUUAAAGUUCACAAACGAUACAACAACUAAGAAAGGAUUCAGCAGCUGGUCUCUGCUCUCUUCUCCUAUGCUCAGAUCUGUACCUGUAUUUCAGUGUCCACUGGCUAGGAGUCACGGGCUUCAGUGAGGAUUCUCACAAGAUCGGUCACUCAGCGGAGAAGCAAAUGAAAGCUCUUUCACUCCAAGGAAGGAUUUGAACUGUGCAAAGAGUUCUGGGAAUUUCCUUAAAAAAUGAACAGACAUACCCCAAAGGGAGGAAAGCAUUGAAUCCUACAAUGAGGUCGGGAUGUUCAUGAAACAGCUGAGAAACCCGCCUGAUUACACCAGGAGUAUCAAUGCUAGAACCAAGAACAGGCUGUUAACUCCAUGUAAGGCAUUAAGUCACAAAAUAGAAGGUAAUCGGGAUGGAGUUAAACCUGCAGCAAGAAGGGACUCAUCUUCUGACACUACCAGAAAGCGAACCCUUCCAGGAAGUUUCUUCAUUAAGCUGUUUCCAUCAGAGAAGAUCUGCCGAAAAAGAAGGUUUUCAUCUCAGUUUGGCUGUUGAUGCUCAGUUUGGCAGCUCCCAGUACUUUCAAUACAGAAAUGUUACAUGAAUUGUGAUUCUGCAUCUCCCUGGCAUGCAGCUGAAGGAAUGAAGCAUGUUCCGUGUUGAACAUUGUCCCCGGCCCUUACCCAGCACGUCUUGCUUUAGCUCCUCAAUUCUCCCAGCGUUGAAUAAGUGAAAAGGCAGUUCGCUUAGCUUCCUCCGAUUUGCAACGGUAUCAGAGAACCAGAGUGGCUGAGGUGCUACCUGGUAAAGGGAGAAACAGGAGGUGAUCAAGGAGAACCCAGGACCAACUAAGAAGGAGGGAACUGAUGCAGAGGAUAAGCUGUGCACAGAAGAGGAGACUCUGGACUCCUUAAAGACCUCAGACCUAAGCAUGAAGAACACCCAAGAGUGGUGAGGAAAUGAGCAGGAGAAAGGCACAGCACAGCGUUCCAGGCUGGGGUUGGAGUCUUGGCACUCGAAGUAAAUAUUCUGGGACCAGUCCUUGUAGGAAUGCACCCCACAGCACUCAAACUGAGAGAGUGAAACAGAAGGAGGACCCUGGAGUAGCUGCUUGUUUACACAGGGCCCAGAUCCAUCAAAAAGAUUGGGCAACACCCUGCACCACCAUGUGGGAGUGACAUACAGGAAUGAUGGCGGAGGGUGAUUUGAAAACUGUCAGCCGGAGAUGGGCCACAAAGCUCAUCUCCAUGCUGUACUGGGAAGAGAGCAAUGACUGCCCAAUUACCCUGCAGUCACUUCGUUAGCUUUAUCUAAACUCCAGCUUGGUAACAGGAGGGAGAGGAAAUGGUACUUACUUGCUUCUUUAGAGAGUUUGGCAUAAAUGCCAACUGCAACCAUGAGCCCACUGGCCACCUAGGGAGGACGAAUCAGAGACAAACUCAUCAUUUUGCAAGAGGAAAAAUCCCCAACAGCAUCUAAUCCUGGGAGCAGGAGACAUUUGCCCAGCCAGAGAAGAGAAGCAGGACUUGCAGCCGCCCAAGGGGUGCCCAGAUGAAGGGAUACCAGAGGGCAAAUUAGCAGUUUACAAGGGACCUGCACCCUGCAAUCCUCACCACAGGGCCCUAGUAUCACAACUGGCCAGACUGAUUCUUCACUGGGAUGACUUUGAAAGUGGGUUUCCUUGCAAGCAGUGAUCUUGCUGCCCAGCCAGUGGCAGCCCCACCCUGGGAGUGGCAGCCCCAGCUCCGCUCAGACUCACCCAGAAGAGGUAACAGGAGACAAACAAAGUGUAUUUGAUGAGCUGGUUUGUUCUCAUGGUUCGUGUCGGAGUCUCUGAUAACAGUGCACCACUCUCCCAGCUGUGGAGUCCGUUUCUCUGCUGAUUCUUGGUGUCUGGGUCAUGUGCUCUAGGGAGUGUUACAGGCACAAAGGGAGAAGACUGACAUGUACAGUCAGGUUUGCCACGUGUUUCCUAGUGUAAGUCACUUACCUGUUUCCAGCUCUCUUGCAGCUGCAGUAGGACAGGCUGACUAGGCAAACUAAACUCCUGAAAUGAAGACCUCAGACACGCUGAAAGAAGAGGAGGCCAAGGCAAGGAGAAGCCCAGCAGUGAGGUGGGGCAGCAUUCUUCCAUUCAGGUUAUUGAGAGUAGGAGGAAGAGAAGCCAUUUGAAGAGAGAUUCUGCCCAAGCUGCCUGUGAAAUGUCAGAGGAGACAGGAAGAAACAGGUUUAGACUAGAUUCUGUGCAUCAGAGAGGCAGGUUCCCAGGAACUGGAGUUCCAGCCCCUUAUUCCUUGGGUAUGGCUCACUGAGAAGGAAGAGUGCUUGGCAACUGGAAUGAGGAGAGAGGCACUUGGAAUGGGAACCCUGCGAGAACUCACCCUUCACCCCCCCCCCACGUAAAAAAGAGAGAGACUCCUACAAUUUUUUUUUUAAAUCAGCCUUCAAAGUAAACACACUGAAAGGUGCCACAUGCCCAGCACUGGAGACAGACAAAAUUUCAUCAGAUUGAGCAGUACAUGCAGUGGCAAAGUGGGCUUCGUCUCACUGAGCCAGCCUGCACUCCUCACCAAACAUACCUCUCCAUUGCUGGGAACCUUCACUUAUUCCUGGUCUCCAUUCCUUAGGCUCAUCAUUCUGCUGCUGAAUUGGGUCAUCCAGGAGCUCUUGAGUUCUAGGCUCAGGAGGGAAGUGAGCAGCUAGGUGCUGGAGUAGGCUGGGUCAGGGGGCACUCUUAGUACUGCUGAGAAGCCAUUUGCAGAUAUAUUGGGCAUCCCAAGACUGGCCCAAACGUUCCAGGGAGAUGAGCUCUAGCAGAGGCUGACAGAGCAGAUGUCUCUCCACUCCAAGCUGUGCAGUUGCUCACGUGACUUGGAGACCAUGCACCAGGUGGCACCAUUGCAUUGCACCCUGCAGGAAAAUGAAUGCGGGGGCCUGAGAUCUUAUUUGUCCUCCUUAAGAAUCCCAAAUUGGGCUGUUUUGUAAGAGUCUGAACGAGGGUGAGUGUAUGUGAGAGAGAGGCUGUGAGGUCGAACGAGCAGUGUCUGCUCAGAGGUUUCAAAAGGAGAUAGGUAGGGCACUACCAAAUUCACAGUCCAUUUUGAAAAUGGACUUUUUUAAAUCAUAAAUUUCAUAUAUUUAAAUCUGAAAUUUCAUGGUGUUGCAGUUGUAGGGGUCCUCAGCUAAAAGAGUGUUGGCGGGAGGGUUUGUAAGAUUAUUGUAGGGGGGUCUCAGUAUUGCCAGCCUUUCUUCUGUGCUGCUAUUGGUGGUGGCACUACCUUCAGAGCUGGGUGGCCGCAGAGCGGCAGCUGCUGUCCAGGAGCCCAGUUCUGAACACCCCCGCCAACAGCAGUGCAGAAGUAAGAGAAGCAUGGGAUGGUA
Molecule: messenger RNA, 8922 nt
Organism: Mauremys mutica (yellowpond turtle)
Lineage: Eukaryota; Metazoa; Chordata; Testudines; Geoemydidae
Gene: CPAMD8
Product: C3 and PZP like alpha-2-macroglobulin domain containing 8
Exons: 48
Coding region: 121-5223 (1700 amino acids)
Cellular component (GO): extracellular region
Molecular function (GO): endopeptidase inhibitor activity; protein binding
Source: RefSeq, a predicted model, not a curated record